GGCGCCAUCAGUGUGACGAAAAUUACUCGACGAGGACGUCUUCGUCUUCGCCGCGGUGAGGGAAAUAUUCAUUUCUCUCCUGAACAUAUUUAAGGGUGGGUCCCAGACAUUUUUAUAUAUGGAAAAAACGGUUCUGCAUACAGAUAAGCAGUAUUGUUAACUAAAUAAUACAAUACCGAAGAAAUAAUAUCAUCAGUGUCAGUGUGUGUUGCUUUCUCGGCGUGAAUAGGGCGUACCCUGGAGUUUUUUAAGAGAAAAAAAAAAACGAGUGAUUUUUGAUUAUUGAAGUUGAGACAUUUUAAAUUCCAUAUAGAAUUAUCAUUUGAAGAAUAAAAAAAAGAAACCGCUCGUUGGAUGAAUAAUAAUAUCGUCAGUGGAAAUAUCUCCCUUUCCCCUAUACCCCGUAUCCAUUUCGUUCCUCUUUCCCCAUAACGGCUCCCCCAUAAAGUCUAUACAGCAGUUCAUGGCUGCUUUAUAAAGAGGGGGGAAAACAAGCGGCCCUGUCUGCUUGAAAUUGGAGUACUUUAUGAAGGAAUAUGUCAAGUUUAAAAAUCGUAACGGAUGGAUCCUGAAUCAAGAAAUCAGAUGGUGUAUCAAGAUUAAAAAAAAUUUUGCCCAAAAAAAAAAAAAAGCUAAAUAAUGAAUGCCUGGUGCACUUGUGCUGUUGACACAACAAAAGCAGAUUUACAAUUCUUUCAAGUAGUACGUGAGUAGCGGAACUCACACAACAAUUGUCGAUUGUAUAAAUCAUUCCUGUUUUUUCGCACAUGGCAGCCAUGAAGCAUGGUAAAACAAGUCAAGACGACGUGUGUUACGUUGUCGCAAAAUAUGAUUAUGAAGCACAAGGUGCACAGGAAUUGGAUCUUCGAAAAAAUGAAAGAUAUCUUUUAUUGGACGAUUCAAAACAUUGGUGGCGUGUUCAAAGUGCAAGAGGACAAGCUGGCUAUGUACCAAGUAAUUAUGUGAAAAAAGAAAAACCCUCAAUAUUUGAUAGUAUCAAGAAAAAAGUGAAAAAAGGCUCAGGUUCAAAAACAUUGCCAACAAGUAAUUCACCGUCCCGUGCUGUUGAAUCGCCAAUAAUGGCAAGGCGAUUACCAGCCGAUCCUAGUGAAGCAAUUGGUACAGCUGUUGUUAAAUAUAAUUAUCAAGCGCAACAAGCCGAUGAAUUAUCAUUGGUUAAAGGUACGCGUAUUCUUAUAUUGGAAAAAAGUAAUGAUGGCUGGUGGCGUGGACAAAGUGGCAAUCAAGCUGGAUGGUUCCCAUCGAAUUAUACACAAGAGGAAGGCGAUGCCGAUGAUACGUUACAUACAUAUGCAAUGGCUGAAAAUGUACUUGAUAUUGUUGUUGCAUUAUAUUCAUUUUCAUCGAAUAACGAUCAGGAAUUGUCAUUUGAAAAAGGUGAUCGUUUAGAAAUACUCGAUCGUCCACCAGCUGAUCCUGAAUGGUAUAAGGCGCGCAAUGGUCAUGGACAAAUUGGUCUUGUUCCACGUAAUUAUUUACAGGAGCUUAGUGAAUAUUUAACGCAACCAUAUCGCGAGCGAGGAAUAACAAACAAUGAAAUGGGAGUUGUUGGAGGUGGAGGUGUUGUUGGCGAUUCAUUGGAAAGAAGGCCCGAUCCUGGCGAUAGGCCACAUCUUGUUGGUAAACCUUGGUAUUAUGGAAGAAUUACACGUUUACAAUGUGAUUCGUUGCUUAAUCAACAUGGACACGAUGGAGAUUUUUUAAUACGAGACAGCGAAACCAAUAUGGGAGACUAUUCGGUAUCAUUAAAAGCACCGGGACGUAAUAAACAUUUUAGGGUACAUGUGGAAGGCGCAUUAUAUUGUAUUGGACAGAGGAAAUUUCACACGUUGGAUCAACUCGUUGAUCAUUAUCAAAGAGCGCCAAUUUAUACGAAUAAACAAGGCGAAAAACUUUAUCUGGUGCGGCCUCUGCCAAAAGGCAAUCCCAGUAGUAACGGCUGUUAGAUUUUUUUUUUUCUUUCUGUUUGAUAAUCUCAUUAACAAAAAAAUAUAAUUUGUCCUCAGCAAAAAAAUUCGAGCGCUUUAGGGUAUUAACAUGAUACCUAUCUAGUUAAUAAAAAUAUCGAUAUCAUCUCUCGUACAUUUAUACAUUAACAUAAUUUUUUGUCAAGUAUAAUAUUAGUGUGUCAUAAUUUUUUUUUUCUACCCUCAAAAUAAUAAUUUAUUACUGUAAGUAAUAAUAAUAAUAAUAUAAUAAUGGUAAUGUACUACAAAUCGACGCUUCCGAACAAAUUAGCAAAAUAUGGCAGCUAAAGAAGAAUUUUUGACUUUUUUUUUUUAGAAUUAUUUGUAUACCAAAUUUUUAACACAUUCUUUUUAUACAUUUAUUACUCGUAAUAAAAAUAUAAAUAUAGCCUUCAAGUAUAACGAACAAGUAACGAUAGUUGUAAUACGAUCUUACCAGUAAUAAGUUAAAAAAACAAAGACUAAGUGUUCAUUUGUGAUUUUGUAUUUAUUAGAAAAUUUCUAAGCGAAUAAAAUAUUUAAGUGUGCACUAUUAA
Messenger RNA from Leptopilina boulardi, 2524 nucleotides. It is a transcript of the gene dock, whose product is annotated as cytoplasmic protein NCK1. The transcript has 4 exons. NCBI's taxonomy places the organism in Eukaryota, Metazoa, Arthropoda, Insecta, Hymenoptera, Figitidae. The record is from RefSeq and is a predicted model, not a curated record. Gene Ontology annotation, molecular function: protein binding. Bases 768 to 1967 code for a protein of 399 amino acids.